Miscanthus lutarioriparius is the source of this 663-nucleotide messenger RNA. The record is from the annotation of a GenBank genome assembly. Lineage: Eukaryota; Viridiplantae; Streptophyta; Magnoliopsida; Poales; Poaceae.
AUGGAGAGGUCUCUCGACAGCUACUCCUCCAUGAAGGACGUCACUUACAGGACUAAGGUUUUGAUUAGGGUAACUGAGAAGUACAACUGCCAAAUUCUGUGCAAAAGCGACGAUAUUCAAGUACCAGCAUUCACGCCCUCUGCACCUGCAACUGUCGGGGUGGUUUUCCUGGCUGGCAACAUGUCACUCACACACACUCACCCACUGUUUACUGGCAGCUGCGGGUACUGCGGCUACGCGCUGAACCUGAGCUCCUCGGCGCGGGACACGGCGGGGAUCGGGUCCAAGUACCGCAAGCAGAUCAAGAAGGGUGUCGUCGCCUUCGUCGCGGUCGACGAAAGCCGGUUCACGCUCACCGACGAGGUCACCUGCAUGCCCUACUUCCGCUCCGCCCGCUCCUGGGGCCUCUUCAGGAGGCGGGCGCGCCUGCUCUGCCGCAAGUGCGGCGGGCGCAUCGGCAACGCCUACGAGGAGGAGGACGACGCCAGGGACUACUCCAGCUCCAGCCUCUUCGACGGAGACGUCUCCUCGGAUGACAUGCGCCCGAGCUCCGGCUCGGGCCGCAGCAGCGUCGUGUCCAGCCAGAAGAACUACGUGAUCAAGAUCAGCGCGCUGCAGCCAUCGUCAGAUGAUUCUGCUGUUGUUCCCUUCACACAUCGAUGA